Molecule: messenger RNA, 1354 nt
Organism: Diorhabda carinulata
Lineage: Eukaryota; Metazoa; Arthropoda; Insecta; Coleoptera; Chrysomelidae
Product: fumarylacetoacetate hydrolase domain-containing protein 2
Exons: 4
Coding region: 244-1212 (322 amino acids)
Molecular function (GO): hydro-lyase activity
Source: RefSeq, a predicted model, not a curated record
CUCUGUUCCCUCUCUCAACCUAAGGUACAGAACCGCCAAAAUACAUUAAAAAAAUCGCUAUUCCAGUUCUAACCGAAAAUGUAUUGUGGAGUGUAGAGCCUUCUACUUCGGUAUUUAGUAGGUAACUGCAGAGAUACAACAUCUCGGGUUUUAAUUGAACUGAAGUACUUUAUUUACUCAAAACGCUACAAUCUUAUCACAAUAUUAAUUUUCAUCAACUUAAGUCGUUGUUUUUUUUCAAUAAUGAACUCGGCAGUAAGCAAUAAAUCGCGAACGUUGUUGAUCAACGUUAUAAAACAUUUGAAGAAUCAGAGUAUAAAAAAUUUCAGUGUGGGAUCUGCUUCAAAUAUGAGAUUUGUGCAAUACCGACUAAAAAAAGGUGGACAACAACAUCUUGGGGCUCAAUUAACAUCUUCUGGUGACAUAAUUGAUAUCAGUGCCGUAGAUCAUUCAAUACCUAAUAGUUUAGUGGAGUUUUUAGGACAAGGGUGUGGAAUAUAUGAAAAAGCCAAAAGAAUCGUUGGAGAAAGUAAAUCAGUAACUCCUCUCGAAAAUGUAGAUCUUCUAUCUCCAAUAACAAAACCAGAUAAAGUAGCGUGUGUUGGAUUGAAUUACAGUGGUCAUUGCGAGGAACAAAAUAUACCUCACCCCAAGGAACCUAUGAUUUUCAGUAAAUUUUCAUCAGUUAUUGUGGGACCUAAUGAUAACGUACAAAUUCCACCUAUAACAGAUUGUGUUGAUUGGGAAGUAGAAUUGGCAGUAGUAAUUGGUAAAAAAGCGAAAGCUAUCAGACAAGAUCAAGCUAACGAUUAUAUUUUCGGUUAUACUGUAGCACAAGAUAUCAGCGCGAGAGACUGGCAGAAAAAGAGAAACAACGGUCAGUUCUUACUAGGAAAAUCCAUGGAUACUUUCUGUCCAUUAGGACCUGUUGUGGUUACAAAAAAUAAAGUUAAUCCUAAUAAUUUGUCUAUAAAAUCUUGGGUGAAUGGAGUACUUAAACAAAAUGGAAAUACGUCAGAAUUGAUCUUUAAAAUCGAUUUCUUAGUAUCGUAUCUAUCUCAGAUAGUAACUUUAUACCCUGGAGACGUUAUUCUAACAGGCACACCUGCGGGAGUUGGUACGCAUAGAAAUCCUCCGGAAUAUUUGAAGAAAGGAGAUGUACUGGAAAGUGAAAUCGAGGGUAUUGGCAAAAUGAGAAACGUCAUUGUUUAACCUUCACCUUGAUGCAUUUAUGAAUAUUUACACUACGCUUUUCUUAAUUAUUAUAUAUAAAGUGAUAUAUUUUGGCAUUUUAACCCUAAAAUUUUUUUAUAUAAAACAUACUGUACUAAUAAAAACAGACUCGAGGCCUUGA